AUGGGCCUCGAGCGCGUAGUGUCUGUCCCCGCAGAAUGUCUUCAAUCUCUCGGCCAAGAGCCUGCACCGACCAGCGCUACCGCUCAGGGAGAAGCCAAGAAUAACCAGAUUCGGGCGCUAUUCACCGUGAAAGCGCUACAUUUAAUGGCGCUUUUCCUCUUCGUCCAUGUUGGUGUCGGUGUCGCGAAUGGAGGCUGGUCGGUGAGCUACAUGAUUAAUGUGCGUGGGGGAGGUGCCCAGAGCGGGUAUAUUGCGGCGGGUUACUCUGGUGGCGUGGUACUGGGCCGCAUUGUGUUGAUUCCCUUGAACAAACUGGUCAGUGACAGCCGCCUUCGAAGAUUUAUUCUGACUCCUUCAAAAAAUCGGGUCGUAUACGUAUAUACCCUCAUCGCCAUCGGUCUCCAGUUGGUCGUGUGGCUCGUCCCCUCUCUGGUCGGUGAUGCCAUCGCGCUCGCCUUUGGCGGGAUGAUGUCCGGCCCGCUAUACCCGCUUGCGCUCAACCGGGCCACCAGACUGUUCCGCUCCCAUCUGUUGACGCCUGCUAUGGGCUGGAUGGCCGCCGUCGCUACUGUUGGCGGGGCCAUCAUCCCAUUUAUUGCUGGGGCGAUCUCAAGCAGAGCCGGCAUCAAAAGUCUACAGCCAGUGAUCGUCGCAGGAAUGGCGGUGAUGCUCAUUUUGUGGACAUUAGUCCCACAAGCAACUGCACCAGUUGCUGAGGAAGAAAAGCGCGCGACUGAAGUGAAGGAUGAAAAGCAUGCGACGAGCCCCCAACGUGAAAUUUAG
Molecule: messenger RNA, 783 nt
Organism: Mycena indigotica
Lineage: Eukaryota; Fungi; Basidiomycota; Agaricomycetes; Agaricales; Mycenaceae
Product: MFS domain-containing protein
Exons: 4
Coding region: 1-783 (260 amino acids)
Cellular component (GO): membrane
Source: RefSeq, a predicted model, not a curated record